This is a messenger RNA of Cyprinodon variegatus (sheepshead minnow), 9534 nucleotides long. It is a transcript of the gene lzts3b, whose product is annotated as MAP7 domain-containing protein 2. Lineage: Eukaryota; Metazoa; Chordata; Actinopteri; Cyprinodontiformes; Cyprinodontidae. The coding region runs from base 1547 to 4915 and encodes 1122 amino acids. Gene Ontology annotation, biological process: regulation of dendritic spine morphogenesis. The transcript has 7 exons. The record is from RefSeq and is a predicted model, not a curated record. Gene Ontology annotation, cellular component: dendritic spine.
CUAGUGGUUAGAGAAGUGAUGGCAAUUAGGAGGACCAUUUAUUUUGAUGAUCCUCCACUAUACCUUUAAGUUAAAUGUAAGUCAAGGUGGUGGUGUCCAAACGUUUCCCUACCAUAGACCCCCUAACAGUAUCAGAUGAUGGCCAGGGGCCAUCUUUUAGACUUUUAGAUUUUGUUUGUCACUUUUAGCAACUAUUCAACUAUAAAUUACCUGUGUACCAUAAUAGUAUCAACUAACAUGUUAUCAACAUUGUAUUAUAUUCCUAAUUAAUAAGAAACCAAAGAAAUCAAAUGUCUCUCAGUGUUUCUGUCAGAGUUAUAUUAAUGUAUUUUUCCACAUGUAGACAUGAGCCAUGCUUUAUCUUAAGUACCUUUAGAGUGUACAGCUAGUCUCAAACAAGUAGAUUAUUGCAAAAGGUAGAAGGUGGGAGAGUCCUUUCUCACAGAUGGUGUGCUUUUAUAGUUCAGUUUCGAAUCCUUAUUCCAUCUUAAUAUAUUAUUAUAAGCUGUACUUUGUCGUAAAUGUUUAAAGAUAAUUUAUAUAUAUAUUAUGAUAAUGAUACAAAUAAAUAGAUUUUAAUUUCCUUUUUAUUAUUUUCCAUCCAAUUCCCUGAGGUCCCUCAAGCAACCCCCUUAUGGUUGAUACGUUUUUCAAAUGUUGUCCCUAGAUGAACGUGAUACUGGCCUUUAUGUUCUAUUUGACAGCAGUGGUAUUGGCCCUGCUGCCGGCAGACGCCAUUUUUACCCAUUCCCUCACGUUGUUAAAACUGACCUCAGCUGAUACAAGUAAGGGCUGCAGUGCUUUAGAAAAUAGUUCAGGUUCAUUCUUCACCUGGAUAAGUUGCUGAUGAGUAAUUCUUGUAGGCCUGUGUGACCUACUUCCAUAUUUUCUCUGGUUGAACUGUAGUUUACAGGAAUUCCGAAGCCUUAGAUAUUGCUUUGUAUUCAUUUUUACAGAAAGGUGGAUGUUACUUAUUUUGUUUAACAUUUGUUGUUGAAUUCCCUUAAAUCAGGACCAGAUCAGUUGCUUAUUGUGAUCUUUUAGCCUCUGUAGCCUCCGUCAUGUUGUCAGAUUUCGUUUAAGUGAUUUAUUAAAUAUACAUGUCUGCCAGGUUUCAGGCCUUGUUGUGACUAAUGAAACUUGAUCAUUAGAAAUCGGUAAUGGAAAAAUAUGUAUGAGGAAUACACUUUAAGGCUUUAACACAUCUUUUCCAGUGGUGCCUGUGUAUUAUUGGCCCUACUCUGCAGAUUAACUUUUGUUUUACAAUUGAGACUAAUCUUUGUAACCAUUGUGGUUUUCGUUGUGGUCAGAGGAACACCGGCGCCCCUGUUUGUGGACUGGAGCCCACUAUUUGUCCUAAUAUUGUAUAACUAGUUAUUCUGCCAAUAUAAUAUUGUAUAACUGCUUUCGUUUCUCUGUGUUCCUCUAGUGUGUGUGCCCCCAAUACCUGCAUUAGGUUGUGAUGACCCACACUUCUUCCAAAUGUAUCUGUGACCCUCCCCAAUCCUGACUCCUAACCUCUAAUCCCUGACCUUUGACCUCCACUAUGGGCAGUGUUGGCAGUGGGGUGGCAGGAGAGCAGGAGUUUGCCAUGAAGUCCGUGGGCACCAGGACCACCCUGCCCCGAGCCCCUCCUCUCUCUCGCCGUUGCCCUGCAGACCGCAGCUGCAGCGCCGAGCGACUGCCCCGCCCUCCGGCGACUAUUUCGGAUGGAACGGCAUCAAGCGAUGAGCGAGGCAGUGUUAGUAUUGGGACUGGGACCUGCACUGGGACUGACCGGCCAACAGAGACAGCCUCCUCAACCCACACUGAAUGUACCAUGACCGCCCCCUCCAAUAACAACCAGUUGGACUGUGGGAACGUAGCUGUGAGGAGGGAGAGGGAAUGGGAGAGGGAGAGGCAGCGCGAGAGGGGCAGGGAUCGGGACCGGGAUCGAGACUGGGACCGGGAGAGGCUGGAGAGGGAGCGCGAGAGGGAGAGAAACCGGGAGAGGGAACGGGAGAGGGUGGAAAGGGAGAGGCUGGAACGGGAGAGGGAGCGGGAGAGGGAGCGAGCCAGGGAGAGGGAGAGAGAGAGAAUAGAGAGGGAGAAGAUAGAGAGGGAGAGGGAGAGAGAGAGGGAGAGAGAGAGGGAGAGAGAAAGAGAGAGGCUGGAGAACGAGAGGAUGGAGAGAGAGAGGGAGAGGGAGAUGCAGAUGCAGGCGGCAGGUCUGGAUGUUUGUGGAAACAUUGUGGGUCGAGGAGUCAGCGAGAAGACCAGUGUGGGCAUGAACCACCACCAGCACAGAGAGAUGGUUGCUACCAGAGCCGACAAUGAAAACAAUCCAGUCAGCCACAACCCACCCAAGAUCAUGGCCGUGUCAGGAAAACUGGAGCAGGCUAUGCAGAGCACCUCAGGCCUCGUCCGUCCCUCUGCCUUCAAGCCGGUGGUUCCCAAAAGCUUUCACUCCAUGCAAAAUCUGGUGGGCCAGGCAGGAGGGGCCGGGAGUGAGGGAAAGACUGACACCAGGGGCGAGGGCUUCUCUGAGGGCAGAGUAGGCAGGAGGGGCAGGGAUGCAGGAGUAGGGGAGACAGGUGAGGUGCCAGAGGCUCUGCUCCUGGACCAAGACAGUCCAGUUAGGGUGAGUAGAAGCGAUGGAGGGGGAAAUGGUACUGAAGUAGUUCAGGGAGGAAUGUCAGAUUCAGGGAGAAACUCCCUGACUAGUCUGCCCACCUACACAGGCUCGGGGUCUGGUUGUGGGCCCCCAGCAGUCUUAGGGCCCCUCAGUGCUUCUACCAGCCACAUUAACAGGUUGGGCAUGGCGGGGGCAGCUGCAGGUCUGGACAAACUGGAAAAGCCCACCUACCAGAAUGGGCUGAGCGCCUCAGACAGCGGUCGGUCCUCCUCAGGGAAGAGUUCUUCAUCCUAUCAGAGGCUCAGCCACCUGAGCGACGCCCCAGCUCCUCUACGACCCUCCCCCUCCUCUGAUGACAUCAUCCAGGACCUCGAAGACCGGCUGUGGGAGAAAGAGCAAGAGGUGCAGCACAUGCGCAGAAACCUGGACCAAAGUGAGGCAGCCAUCAUUCAGGUGUUUGAAGAGAAGCAGCGUGUUUGGGAGAGACAGAUGGACGAGCUGAGACAGAACUAUGCUUCACGUCUGCAGCAGGUUACCCGCCGGGCUCAGCGCUCCCAGACCGCCCUGCAGGCCCAGAUAACGCGUCUGUCCCAGGACAAGAGGAGACUCCAGGAGGAGAUGGCAGCUCUGCUGGCUCAGAGGGAGGAGCUGGAGAGAAAGUGUCUGGAUUACAGGAAAGAACAAGCUGACAUCUUGCCUCGUCUGGAAGAGACCAAGUGGGAGGUGUGUCAGAAAGCAGGUGAGAUCUCCUUGCUGAAGCAGCAGCUCCGGGAAAGCCAGGCUGAAGUGACCCAGCGGGCCGGAGAGAUGGUGGCCCUGAGGGGCCAGCUGAAGGAGCUCAAUGCCCAGCUGAGGGAGCGAGAGGAGGUCAUGCUGGGCCUGAAGGACUCCUACAGCACAAAGUGUCUGGAACUGGAGAAGUGUGAAGGCGAGCUGAGAAGGACGCUGUCUGAGGUGUCCAUCCUAAGAGAGAAGCUGGGUGUGUUUGAGGCAGAGGUACUAAGUUUAAAGCGUGCCCUCAGUGAAGCAAGCAGGGGGGCAGAAGUGAUUGUGAGCCCUAACUUAGCUGCAGCAGGGCUGCUGCCACCAUGGGGAACUGUCCACUGCCCCCGAAACCCAACCGAGCCCUCCACCAACUCACUCACCCCCACAUCUGACACGCUGCUCAGCCUGCAAAGUGACGAAGCUAAAGCUCAAAGGCAGGAAGCCCAGAGACAGGAGAGGCAGCAGCGUGAGGAAGCUCAGUGGCGAGAUGUGCAGCACCGACAGGAUACCCAUAUGCAACAGGACAUUCAGAUGGGUCAGAACCCACAGAUCAGACCAGAGGCCCAACUCCGCCAGGAGGCCCAGCUCCGGCAGGAGGCUCACCUCCGCCACGAGGCCCAAAUCCGUCAAGAAGCUCAAAUACGCCAAGAAGUGCACAUGCGACAGGAAGCGCAGCUUCGCCAGGAGGCCCAGCUCCGCCACGAGGCUCAAAUGCGUCAGGAGGCCCAACUCCGUCAUGACUCCCAACUCUGCCAGGACAUGCAAAUCCGUCAGGAUGCUCAUCAGCCACAGCGGGCUCAGGAGGGUCACUGGGAUGAAGCGGGGGAGCUGCGCAGGCAGCUUGAGCAGCUACAGUCUGUACUACGCCUGGAACGCCAGCAGCGGGAACGUCAGGCCCUCAACUUUGACCAGGAACGGCACACCUGGCAGGAUGAGAAGGAACGGGUUUUGAAAUAUCAGGCACAGCUGCAGCUCAGCUACGUGGAGACUCUACAGAAAAACCAAGCUUUGGAAAAAAGAAUGAGCCAGUUGGGAGGCAAACAAACCACAGGCUCCACCACCACUGUUAGUACUACCACCACCACAUCCCCCACCUCCUCCAACUCUCCACCACCAGCCAUGUCACCUUUGUCUCCUCAGCAGCCCCCUUCCUUCUCUAGUCCUUCUUCUCUUUCUGGUCCUUCUUCUCUUUCUGGUCCUUCAUCCCUUUCUGGUCCCGCUUCCCACUCUGGUCCUCCAUUUCUGUCUGGCCCACCAUCCCUCUCUGGUCCACUGUCCCUCACUGGUCCACCAUCCCUCUCUGGUCCACCGUCCCUCUCUGGUCCAUCGUCCCUCUCUGGUCCACCAUCCCUCUCUGGUCCACCAUCCCUCUCUGGUCCUCCUUCCAUCUCUAGUCCUCCGUCAAUCUCUGGUCCCAUCGCUCUCACCCUCUCCCCUCCCUGUGAAGACCAAAAGGGUCCUCCAUCACUCCACCAGCUCGCCCCUCCCUGGGCCGGACCUUCACGCCUGGAGAGGAUAGAGUCAACAGAGAUAUAGACACAGCUUUGUGAAGUCAGUUCUCUCUUUUUUUCUAAACUUAAGGUGGCAAGACCUCUUACACAAAACCCUGUUUCAGCAUACAGUAGAAAACAAGGUCUACCACAAUCUGAAACACUUUUUCAAAGCAACAAAACUAUCAGGAAACAAACACAAUAUCAACAGGAAGAAGAACUGCAAUCUUCAUUAUUGCUGAAUUUUUACCCUCCUAAGAGGCCUUUCUGUCUCUUUUAGUGGUGCACACCGAUACAUGUUACAUGAUCAGAAACGUGCACCACGGUGAUGUAUGGAAAACAUUAAAAAACCAAGGAAAAAGAGUUCAAAUCACAGCACUAAUACCUGCAUCAUUUAAUGCCCAUGCGAGAAAAUUAACCAGACAAUCAGGGAUAUUGUCGGAAAUGAUCAACAAGAAUAUAUUGUGCUGUUUAUUCAUUGUAAGUCUGUGUCACUGGUUAUGUAAAAGUAGAAUUAGUGGUCAGAGUGUGUGACGUCAACUUACAUUUUUGGCCAGAGAGCGCCUUACCCCAUCUUUCUCAGCAAGUGUAAGAGAGUGAACUAAUGCUGGGAAUCGAAAAAAGAAAAAGAGAGAAAGGGCGUUUAUUUAUUUGAGUGCUUUAAUAGUGAUAUCAGCAAACCAGCUGCGCAAGACUAUUAUACAGGGCUGGACUGUUCUCUGUUUAAAUCUCAGCAGAUGUUGACCUCAAAGGUCAUUUACACACACACACUGAUUCUUCAUGCACAGGGUCCAAUAUGACCCAUUAAAACACGAAAAACCAAGAGAAUUUAUAUUUUCUACUAAUUAAAUUUAAAUACAAUUGCUUCGCAGAUAAUCAGCCCAAACCAAGUAUAGAUUGCAUUUUUACACGUAAGAGAACGUGGAUCAGCUCUCACUUCAGAUUCUCUUCCGUGACUAAAAUGGAACGCUACAGGUCGCCGGAGCACGUUUCCAGCUGAACUCCAUCACUGAACUGCAAGAACGUGAAUGUACGCGCACAGUUGGAGUUUGAAUAUUAUGAUAAUUGUGUCUUUGUGCAUUCACAGCCAAGAAACUAGACAGUCAGGCAGUCGGUACCCCCAAAGUGAAGAAUUUUAUAGAAUGUAUGAUAUACUUGCGAAAGAAAUACCUAUAAUAGUUAUAGAUUGUAAAUGUGCGGGUGUCAGAAAGUGUGAAAGAGAGUGUGUGCAUGUGUGUAUACAUAUGAAAAGCUUCAGCUUAUGAGAUUGAAGAUAGAGGGACUAGUGGCAAUAUUAAUAUAGAGAUAUGCUAAGAGAAAAGAUGCAUUCCUUAUACAAAAUGUUCUUAGACAUUGUGUAAAAUGCAAAUGAAAACAAAAUGCAAUGAUUUGCAAAUCUCAAGAGGAUAAAAAGAGCUUAUUUUAUAUGAUGGCGAGGCUCAACCUCAUUGGCCGGUCACUCAGAGGGAGCUUGGAGAAGAACAGCUGUCGACUAGGCAUAUGAAUAGGCUUUCUUCUGGGCACCUUGUUUUGGAGGAUUUAUAGUUAAGUUCUCCUAUGAGGAGACUCCAGGGCAGAUCCAGGACUUACUGGCAUUGAAUGGGCUGUAGUGUCUCAAGCGUAGAAAGAUGAUUAAGUUUCGUUGUUGGACCUGUUACAUGAGCAGCUUGAUCUUAGAUCAGUGGUAUCAGAUCAGUAAUCAUAAAGGAUUAAUAUAAAGGACAAUCAUUUAUACUUUAGUUGUAUUUUUUCACAACCUGACACAGGAAACAUGCUGAAUAUGGAAGCUAAUAAAUUGCCAAAAUGGCACAACCCCAUAAAUUAGACUAUAGAGGAGAUUAAUAUCCCAUCUUCAGCUCCUGAUGACUCACCUAUUUUGAUCUAAAACCUCCAUGCUAGUAUUUUUAUGACAGUGUUGCCUUCAGAACAUUCCUUCAAGCUUUUCAUAUUAGUCUGAUAACAAUCAACUAGUUGCAACAGAUCUGCAGGCCACAAAAACAUAACAGGAAUUGCAUGAUCCACCACAUCUCAAAUUGGUUUUUAUCGGGAUCUGGGUGACUGUGAAGGUCGCAGGACUAUGUUGAACUGACUAUCAUGUUCAAGAGAUCCAAUGAGAUGACCUAAGAUUUGUGGCAGUGUGAAUAAACCUGCAGGGGCAUUCAUCAUAAGAUAGGCGCACAGUUUGUUCAUAAAAGGUUUGAUCUGCCCACGAACAACAAAAAUCUCUGGUCUACAGCUCCACUGCCAGGCUGAACAAUUGAUAAGUACCAGGAGGAUUGCCUCUUUUAAUGACUCUAAAAUUUAAAGAUUCCCCCUGAAACUAGUUGAUAUGAUCCAGGAAACAAUAUUCUGAUCUUUUACUGUCCAGUUUUGGUGCGCCUGUGUAAAUCAUAGCCUCUGUUUUUUGUUCUUAAUUUAAAGGAAUAGCUCCCACUCUGGUGCCCUGCUUCUGUAGCCAGGCUGCUUCAAGGUUCGCCUUUUGCGUGUUUAGAAGUGGCAUUCCACAUUUCUUGGUCAAUUCAGACUGUUAAUAAUUUUGUAUGCAAAAAUAUGGCUUGCUGGAUUUUUUUUUUAUCCUCAUCUUAUGUUAACCCACCAGAAUGUUCAUAGUGAAAUUCUCAUUAAGUCAAUAAUUAAGUAGAUACACCAGCUCUUUUGGUAACAAAUCCUCAAAAUUACUUAAAUCCCUUUUACGCUUCAUUAUGUUUAGAUCCUUGAAGGAAUUGAUUUUGCUACCAUGUGAUUGCUGUAUUUGCUUGUUGUGGCAGCAAGUAUUUCAGCCUGGUGAGUGCCAGUUUGUUCCAGAGGCAGGCCUUGGAACAGUUAGCUGGAAACAAGCGAGGAAAGUAUGAUUUAGCUUCCAUUGUUUCCAAAGGAAAAAUGUCAGCCUCAGCCUUUUCUAAAUAAUCAUUGAGCCAUGGAGGACUGUGGCAUGUCCAGAUGAAGCUAGUAUGUAGAUUUUUCUUUUGCUUUACUCCAAAGAUUACAUUCAUCAAUGAUUGACUCUCUUUAGCCUGAGUGGACUCUACAAUAUACAUCCGGAUAUAUGUGUUUUGUGGCUAAAGAUUAUAGAGAGAUAAGAAGACUCCUGGUAUUGGUAGAUGGAAAAAAUGUUGGCUAACUAUAAUCGAUUUAAUGCACACAAUUUAAAGCAAUGGCUUUGUGAUUUAGAAAAUAAAGAAAAUCAGAAACCAAUCAGCCUUAAAACCGGUUUUAAUAUUUACAUCAGGAACUAAAAACUCAGUUGUAACUAUCAGGGUGGCCCAGUUCUUAACCUUCCUGGUAGAGUUUACUGGUCAAAACCACAGAUACAAGAGAAGCAGGGUGAAUGUCAUCCUGGCCACAGAAGAAUAGACAUUUGGUUGUCCAUUGCACAUUUGUUUUGCACAUCCAAAAAAAGGUUUCCCAGCAGGCAUUUAUUGCUCUUAAGAACUUUCCAGCCCUUUUGUAACCAAAGCAAGACACUUGCUCGUGUUAGGAGAACAGAUGAAGUAAUGUUCAGUCCAUGACCCUCAGCACCCACUGGUUCGUGAACCCUUCAGGAUAGGGGUCAGUGUAUGCUUCAUGCUGGACACUUUAAAGAACCUGGUGUCUUGUUCAUGAUUGGCAAUCAGGUGGACUACAGCUUUGGCUGGUUGUGAAGACAGACUUUAGGUAAAACAUGAAUCCCUUGAUUUGGUUCCACUCAUUUCCUUUAAUUUUAACAAAUGAGUCCAGAUAGAAGGAAUGAGAUAUUGGGUAAAGAUGGCUGAAAUGUGCUUCGUCUAUAGGUUCACCACAGAGGAUAGAGGGAGGAGAGAUGUCCGCAUCUCCAUCGCAGAGCUGUUACCUUAAAUACUUGAUCUAAAAUAAGAGGGAAGAUGAUGGAUGGUUAACAGUCACCAGUGUUUUCUGUUAUAUUGUGAAUAAAAUAUAGGUUUAGAAGAUUUUCUAAUCAUUGCAUUGUUGUUUUAUUUACAUUUAACACAAUGUUGCAACUUCUUUGAAUUUGGGUUGUAUAAUUUAAAAGCUACAUAAAGCUUGUGGGACUGGAACUUUAAACUGAGGGUGAGUAUAUAUAUCUAGUAAGGCUCUUACUUGCUUUUGUAUAAUUUGCAUAGACAAAAGCAGAGGGCAAGGAAGUAAAAAAAAAACAGUAAAAUUGAGAGGUUUGCCUUUUAAAGGAGAGUAUUCAGGCUAACUGCACUAUGUAGUGUCCUACACGAGUUAUGAUGUACAGUAGAGUCAGAUGUGGAUAUCAUGGCUUUUAUAACUGUUGUUUAUGCCAGCAUAAAAAAAAAAUGUUGCUCAAGAAUAUUAACUUAUCUCUAAGGUAUUACAUAGUAUUAUCAUCUUUAUUACUGUUAUUAUAUUAUGGUGAAUUGAAAGAUGAAAAAAGUGCGUGCCAUCUUAGCUUUUCUUUCUGUGUUUUUUUUUUUUUUUUAAAUGUGUAGCGAGCCGAUAGGCUGACCAUAAUGGUGCAAUCAUAGCAACCUUGUCCAAAAAAUGAAAAAAUAACAAUGUUCCUUUUGAUGUAGGUGAUGUAGUUGCAGUAUUGCAUUGUUUAGAAAGCAAAAUGCUUCUGGUUUUAUACAUGUUUCAAAACUUUAUUGUUUGCAUUUAUGUUAGUAGUACUGCUCUGGCUUGAUUAAAACCAUUCAUUUGUUCAGAUUCAACAAAACUAAU